UUCAAUGCUUUGACGGUUGCUUUCUAAACAAAGCUCUGGUGCUGCGGUUUGCUCCACGUGUGAAGUGACUUAAAUGUUUAGUUUGGUUAGUGUUUCUUGACAAAAUGUCAAAUCCGAACGAUUCGAAGAAAGAGAAAAUCAAGAAGAAGAGAAAGAAGCAAAUAGACAGUCAGGGUCAAUCUAAAGACGAAAAUAUGAUCGAUGAAAGAAAUGUAGGAGAGCAAGAUGUAAGAAAGACACCGGAUAGACAGAGAAAGGCAAAAACAGCAAAGCGGAAGGGAUCCACUAACAUAGCUGCAGGUAGCCAUGUGUUUACUGAUGAUGGACCAUCGUCUCAAGUCGAUAGCGGCUUUGCCGAAGUUGGACAUGAUGAUGUCACUGAGCCACCACAAGAGAACGUGUUUGAACAGAAUGAAGAGGGUCAUCGGAAGCAUAAACACAGACACAAGGGAAAGAAAAAAUCUGUCAAGUCUGUAGCUUUGCAAGAGUCUGCUAUUGAACCACCAGAAAGAACUCCAGAAGAUCAAGUUCUGGCUGUGACUGUCCACCAAGCUGGCAAACUGCGUCCUACUGUCUACAUAGCCCAUCCUGUCGUUCGUAUACACAUAGUAAACACUCAAACGGGCACGUACGUCAAGAAGCUUCACUCUUCUCGUCACGUGACGUCAUACUUUGAGACAGACAACUCAUCAGUUGAUUACGUCCUACCUGUGCUAUCACAACCAUUUGAUAUCAAACAGCAUAAAUCUUUGUCUCCCGUUUGGGAGGAGAUGCUUGUCUUCAAUGAAGAUUUUUCUUACUUUCUAUCUAACCGCGAUAUUCUUUUCUUUUUUGAGAUUUUGGACUUCUUAGGAAUGGGAGCAACAGAACACAAAUGGAGGGGUCAGAAGACGUACAAAGGCUGGCACCACAUUGCGUGGGCUUUCCUCAAACUCCACAGCUCAACAGGAGACGUCAACACUGGUCGACGCAUUCGACUGCAACUCUUUGAAUUUCCAAGCAGAAAACGAGUCGGAACUCCAGCUGCGGGCACCAUUGACAUUUUUCAUGUUUAUUCUCAUUGUGAGAGAAUUCUGUAUCCAUCGACAUUACAUGUUACUGUUUGUGGCAUCCCGCUUGCUCAACUUGAGUCAUGUGGACAGACGUGUCCCAAUUUGUUGCGGUCGUUACUGCCUACAGAGCAAGAAAGAGGUCGUCAGACAUUUGAAGAACUGGACAGUGAAACUACAAUGAGACUGAAAGGCGGAGUGUCUUCACAUUCAAUGAAGCACACGAGGCCAACCAUUUGGACGAGAAUUCCUGGCCAGGCAUGUCGGAUUCCCAACAAGAAACAGCACACUUUGCAAUCAGGCAAGAAAGGCUGCUUCGUUCUCAAGUUUUCUCACGAUGGACACAGUCUAGCAGCUGGAUGUGGUGAUGACCACACAUUUCCAGUCAUUAUCUAUGAAAUUCCUUCUGGUUUAUGCAAAGCACAGUUUUAUGGUCAUUAUAACAUUGUGUACGACAUGUCUUGGUCAUCUGAUGAUCUACAGUUAGCGUCUGCGUCGUCUGACGGUACAGUUAGAGUGUGGAGUGUCUUAGCUGACGACGACGAUGUGCACAAAAUCCUUCCUCAUCCCUGCUUCAUGUACAGCGCACAACUUCAUCCUGCAUGUUCCAACAUUGUAGUCACAGGUGGAUAUGAUAAGAUUGUACGAGUGUGGACAACAGCAGUGUUUGACAAAUACGGACAGCUGUUGAGGGAAAUGGAUGGACACAGAGGUCUGGUGAACAGCAUUGCAUUUGACUCUCAAGGCAUCAAAAUGUUCUCCGCAGACAGCACAGGCACCAUCAUCAUGUGGAAAGCGAAUAUCACUCAACGACAACAAUCCAAUGUUGAAAACUGGACGAUCUUGAAAGAGAUUGCGAACUCAGAGUUGAAGGGAAUUUCUAUUAAUCAUAUCGAAGUUCAUCCGAACGGACGUCGUUUGUUGAUUCACUGUCGAGACAAUGUUGUGCGGCUGUUUGAUCUUAGAGUUUUCAACGUAAUGCAGCAGUUUGUUGGUGCGACUAACUAUCGAGAACAUCUACACAGCACAGUUACACCAUGUGGCACAUUUGUGCUCUCAGGAUCAGAAGACGGUCAUGCCUAUGUAUGGAAUUGCAACUCGGGAGAUCAGGUGGCUGUCUACUCUGAUUUAGGCUUUGGACGUCCAGUCUCAGACGUCGCUUUCCAUCCACAUGACCACAUGGCUGCCUUCUGCUCGUUCGGUGACAACCAACCGAUUCUCAUCUACAAAUACAAGUCGGAAGGACAAUCACAUGAAGUGAGUGAAAACACAGAAGACACACGUAGGGAAGGCCCAAGUUUGAAACGCAUUGUGGGACUUCUUGGGGCGGCUACAAAGUCAGGCUCAUCUGCUGCACCAUCCGCAUUGCAAGAGAAACGUUCUCUAGCGGAUGUUGCCAGUCAAGUGAUGUUGGUUGAUCGUGUGGCACAGAGAUUGUCGUCGGCUCUACGAACUUCUAAACCAACAGCAAGAUUCUCAUCUUUAUCUUCUUCUAAGCCAUUGAGCACCAUUACUUCCACUGAUCUAGACACAUCCAUGAAGUCAACAGACUUGUUGAGUUCUGCUCGACACAAGGAGCCCACAUUAGCUGCAGCAUAUGCGGCUUCAUUGAGAGAUACCUGGCAUCCAAGUUUCACAUCAGUGGAAGGGCAGCAAGAGCAGGAGGAUGAUUACAAAGAAUUACGAAGUUCAACGUCUCCUCACACUGUCCCAAGCUGGAAGCUCAGCUCACAACUUGCAACGACAAAAGUACGGCAGCGACGCCAAUCAUCCGACUUCUCCAAGGCACAACGUCUUGCGGCCAUAGCCUAUCGUCCGAAUUUUAGUUUGAAUGCCAGUUUGCCACCGUCCAUUGGCACUCCUCCACGUACCGAACAGGCGAAGGCGUUGUAUGAUUAUAAAGCUUCACGGGGUGACGAACUGUCGUUCUCUUGUGGAGAUAUUAUUGAUGUUGUGUUCAAAGAAAGUGAGAACUGGUGGGUUGGUCAGUUAUCAGACAGCAUGCAGGGCUAUUUUCCAUCGAACUAUGUGAUAGUGUUGGGAGAUGAGAGUGCAGGGAAAGAAGCUCAUCAGGAGGAAGAGGUAGAUGAACUCGUGGAGACUACAGGGACGUCAACAAUUUCUGUAUUCGGAGAACAAACUGCUACACUUUCUCAGCCACUUCAACAGAAAAGCGUUGAUAUCAAUCAUGGUCAAACUCAGUCACAUAGGAAAAUUGACAAGCAAACAAGAAGGAAGAAACGAAUGAAGAAACAGACAGAGCAAGCAUAAUGCCCGGAUGUCUUAUCAGACAUGACUGUAAAUACGACUGCUGCAACAACAACUCGUUUAGUUGCUGACUGUUGCUUUUAUACUGCUUAGCUAAUAGUCAAGAGAUCAUCUAACUUUGAUAUAAAAUGUAAUUGAAGAUAAUGACAGCAACCUUCCUGCUUUCCUCUCGAUUUCUUUACACGUUAUAGUUACAUGACAUUAUG
Corticium candelabrum is the source of this 3523-nucleotide messenger RNA. Its product is annotated as jouberin-like. The transcript is spliced from 30 exons. Gene Ontology annotation, biological process: motile cilium assembly. The record is from RefSeq and is a predicted model, not a curated record. Gene Ontology annotation, cellular component: ciliary basal body. Gene Ontology annotation, molecular function: protein binding. Lineage: Eukaryota; Metazoa; Porifera; Homoscleromorpha; Homosclerophorida; Plakinidae. Bases 105 to 3320 code for a protein of 1071 amino acids.